AUGCUGGAUAUAAAUGUGUCUAGAGCAAAAAGGAAACAAUUGAUUCGCCUCAACACUGCAUCGCGGAACAUCCAAAACCCUUCGAUCGCCUCCGGACGUGCAAUCGACGCUUCACUAAAUCGAUUCGGACUCCAAACUGUUCGCCGUCGCGGCGGCGCGAAACCACGGGCCACGCCAUCAGUUAAAACUACGUUCGUGUUGAAGCGGGACGGGUAUAGUCCA
Molecule: messenger RNA, 222 nt
Organism: Iphiclides podalirius (scarce swallowtail)
Lineage: Eukaryota; Metazoa; Arthropoda; Insecta; Lepidoptera; Papilionidae
Source: the annotation of a GenBank genome assembly